AUGAACAUGCUGACUGCCAGCCUGCUGAGGGCAGUCAUAGCCUCCAUCUGUGUUGGAUCCAGCAUGGCUCAGAAGGUAACUCAAACGCAGAAUGAAAUUUCUGUGGUGGAGAAGGAGGAUGUGACCUUGGACUGUGUGUAUGAAACCCGUGAUACUACUUAUUACUUAUUCUGGUACAAGCAACCACCAAGUGGAGAAUUGGUUUUCCUUGUUCGUCAGAACUCUUUUGAUGAGCAAAAUGAAAUAAGUGGUCGGUAUUCUUGGAACUUCCAGAAAUCCACCAGUUCCUUCAACUUCACCAUCACAGCCUCACAAGUCGUGGACUCAGCAGUAUACUUCUGUGCUCUGAGUGAGGCCACAACACAUAACACUGUGACUACCUCAGGAACCUACAAAUACAUCUUUGGAACAGGCACCAGGCUGAAGGUUUUAGCAAAUAUCCAGAACCCUGACCCUGCCGUGUACCAGCUGAGAGACUCUAAAUCCAGUGACAAGUCUGUCUGCCUAUUCACCGAUUUUGAUUCUCAAACAAAUGUGUCACAAAGUAAGGAUUCUGAUGUGUAUAUCACAGACAAAACUGUGCUAGACAUGAGGUCUAUGGACUUCAAGAGCAACAGUGCUGUGGCCUGGAGCAACAAAUCUGAUUUUGCAUGUGCAAAUGCCUUCAACAACAGCAUUAUUCCAGCAGACACCUUCUUCCCCAGCCCAGAAAGUCCCUGUGAUGUCAAGCUGGUCGAGAAAAGCUUUGAAACAGAUACGAACCUAAACUUUCAAAACCUGUCAGUGAUUGGAUUCCGAAUCCUCCUCCUGAAAGUGGCUGGGUUUAAUCUGCUCAUGACGCUGCGGCUGUGGUCCAGCUGAGAUCUGCAAGAUUGUAAGAGAGCCUGUGCUCCCUCGCUCCUUCCUCUGCAUCGCUCCUCUUCUCCCUCUCCAAACAGAGGGAACUCUCCCACCCCCAAGGAGGAGAAAGCUGCUACCACCUCUGUGCCCCCCCGGCAAUGCCACCAACUGGAUCCUACCUGAAUUUAUGAUUAAGAUUGCUGAAGAGCUGCCAAACACUGCUGCCACCCCCCUGUUCCCUUAUUGCUGCUUGUCACUGCCUGACAUUCACGGCAGAGGCAAGGCUGCUGCAGCCUCCCCUGGCAGUGCACAUUCCCUCUCGCUCCCCAGAGACUGCCUCCGCCAUCCCACAGAUGAUGGAUCCUCAGUGGGUUCUCUUGGGCUCUAAGUUCCAGAGAAUGUUGUGAGGGGUUUAUUUUUUUUAAAUAGUGUUCAUAAAGGAAUACAUAGUAUUCUUCUUCUCAAGAUGUAGGGGGAAAUUAUCUCAUUAUCAAGGCCCUGCUAUGCUGUGUAUCUGGGCGUGUUGUAUAUCCUGCUGCCGAUGCCUUCAUUAAAAUGAUUUGGAAGAGCA
This is a messenger RNA of Gorilla gorilla gorilla (western lowland gorilla), 1411 nucleotides long. RefSeq names its product T cell receptor alpha chain MC.7.G5. The record is from RefSeq and is a predicted model, not a curated record. Gene Ontology annotation, biological process: response to bacterium. The coding region runs from base 1 to 861 and encodes 286 amino acids. NCBI's taxonomy places the organism in Eukaryota, Metazoa, Chordata, Mammalia, Primates, Hominidae. The transcript has 7 exons.